AUGGUACUGAUUCUGAAUAUAAUGGUCGCAGCAAAAAAAUUGGAUUCACUGAUUGUCAAUGAAUUAGCUCGAGAAAAUGUGCUUUCAAUAUUAAAAAUUCAAUCAAUACAUUCUCUUCAAUCUUUAUUGCAUACGAAUAAUGUAUUAGAAUUAUUUAACUUCGAUUGUUCCGAUUUAAUUGAAAUAAAGAAAAAAUCGUGUUUUAUGUUAUCAGAUGGGACGUAUAUCAUCAAAUGUGGAAUUAUUAAUGGACUAAACUACCUUACAAAUAUAUUAAAAUUAAAAGAUGAACAACGAACAAAACUGAAUGAAAGUCCGUCAUCAUUAAACGAAUUAAUAAUUAAACAUCCAUUAUUGAAAGCAUUCAUUUCCUAUUAUAAAACUAGUACUAUCUCCCUGGAUAAGCAUCAAGAAGGAUUUUUAACAACAUUAAUAAAUAAUAUAACAUCGAAUUUAAAAUGUCCAAAAAAUAAUGUUAGAUAUAAUCAAACAAUGCUAAAUUUUGCGCUGUCGUUAUUUAUACUCGGUGGUAAGAAUGCAUAUGAAUUCACUCGGUUGGAUAUUAGUCAAGUAUUCCCAAGUUUAACUACGUUGAAAAAAAUAACAUCGAAUAACAAUGAGAAUGUAAUUGAAGAAGGUAAAUUUCAAAUAGACCAUUUAUUGAAACAUGCAAGUGUAAUUGAUUGUCGUUAUGGAUUUAUAUCUGAAGACUGUACAGGUGUUAUACGAAAAAUAGAAUAUGAUUCAGCAACAAAUACAUUUAUAGGAUUUUCGACACCAUUGAUAUCCAGUUUACCAUCAUACAAACAUUUUCAGACAGAUUCAUUCGAUGAAUUGAAAAACUGGUUUUCAACUUAUGAAAAAGCUCAACUAUUGAAUGUACAUAUGUUUCAGCCGAUCACAAUAAAUUCAGCUCCCUCAUCAUCUUAUUUAUUAUCAGCAUAUGGUACGAAUAGUAAAUUUACAUCAAAUGAUAUAUGGCGUAGAUGGGUAUUUAUACAUGGCGAAUGUUACUCGAAACAACUUAAAGUUAUUGGUUUUUCAACGGAUUGUGAUGGAAAGUAUCUUAGAGCAAUGAGACUUCUUAGUGGUUUUUUCACCAGUUUAUCCAAUAUCAAAAUUACAGAUAAGCCAGAUGCUUUUUCCAUUAUUAUUCCCAAUAAUUGGACCUGGUUUUAUUUACGUAAAAAACAAUUAUUAUUAUUUUUUCAGGAUCCAAUUCAUCUUUGUACCAAACUACGAAACAGAUUGUUAUCGAAAAACUGUAAUUUGAUGAUGGGUAGUCAAACUAUUAAAUUAGAUUAUCUAGACGAAUUGAUAGAAACAGGUUCAAAACUAGAUCACGGUCUUGUUCGUUCUGAUUUAUAUCCAAAAGAUCGGCAAAACUAUGCAUCAUGUGUCAAAAUUUCAUCACCAACAAUUUUAAAAUUAUUAAAGCGAAGUCCUGAUACUAAAAUUGUUAAAUUAUCUUAUUAUAGCAUAUGUUGA
This is a messenger RNA of Didymodactylos carnosus, 1488 nucleotides long. Lineage: Eukaryota; Metazoa; Rotifera; Eurotatoria; Philodinida; Philodinidae. The record is from the annotation of a GenBank genome assembly.